AUGGUUCCCAGCGGAGCGGAAGGGAAGGCGGAGACAGGAGAGAACCAGCUUGAUGGUUCCGACGCUAUGGGAGCCCUUACCUCCAUGUCUCCCACCGCCCACCUACGCAUAUGGUCUGAAUACCUAGGUGCUUUCCUUCACCUUGUCGUCACUCAAGAGACCCUGGCUUCUCAUGAAAAAGUGCGAAACGUCGUCUUUGUCUCCGAAAAUCUUCAGUCGGAUUAG
Penicillium concentricum is the source of this 225-nucleotide messenger RNA. RefSeq lists its product as uncharacterized. NCBI's taxonomy places the organism in Eukaryota, Fungi, Ascomycota, Eurotiomycetes, Eurotiales, Aspergillaceae. Bases 1 to 225 code for a protein of 74 amino acids. The record is from RefSeq and is a predicted model, not a curated record. The transcript has a single exon.